AUGUUUACGCGGAAGUUUCAGGGCACCAUCCUGAACUCGGAGGGCCACAACGUGCCAAAGGAGGACGCGCCAGAGGAGCCGCACAAGAUGACAUUCUGGCACUCCUACAUUGAUCCCUCGCAUAGCAACAAGGAGCGCCCUGUGGUUGACGUCUCCGCCCCGUACAACCCACUAGAUGAGACGCAUCAGGCGCGGAAAUUCGGUGUGCAAAAGCUCCCGUACGGCUUCAUCUCCAUGAACGCCUUCACUGGCGUAAAGGAGGAGGUGCCGUACACGGACUCGAUGCACACAUGCGAGUGUGUGAAGUGGUGGAUGGGGGGCCUCAAUAUUUGGUAUAUUAAUUGGUUUCUGGCCCGUGCGUCAAACUCGUUUGGGGCCGUGGGGAAUCCACGGACAAAGUUUGCGUGGAACAUAGCGCUUUUACUUGGGGUGCUGCGCACCAACAUCGCCGGCCUGAUUGGGAUUGGGGGCUACUUCUACUCCUACGAGUGGCUCUACACCUAUGGGCCGUGGCCCUUCCGCAUUAGUGACCCAAGCUUGAACGGCUGGAAGCGGGCGUGGGAUGAGGGUCAGGGGUGCUACAUGGCUCGCGCCGCCGCAAGCAUCUUUCCUCCACUAGGUUACGCCUUCUUCAUGGGGCGCUGGAAGAAGACAAGUUUCUGGUUUGUGUUGACGCUGCUGGGAGGUCUGCAGUACGAGUACGCGCGGCAGUACAUCGCCUCCGGCAACCGCCUCUUUUACAGCUUCCAGGCGAACAAGGAGAUCAACCGCCAGGCCAACUGGGGAUCGCUGAUGCCAGUCCUGGCGCACCGCGUAGACCCCGACACGAACCGCAACGCUAGCGUCGCGCAGUUCCGCUACUUUCGCAUCACCAGCGGCACAAUGCAAGACACCAUAUGGGAGAAUGCGGUCCAUGAGAACCUGCCGCUCUAUCGCCGCGCGCUGCGGCUGCCAAACCCCUACUUCAACUGGCAGAAGGCCCCGCAGACAUACAACGACAGGCCGUAUGUUAGCAAAAACGACUUGUGGGAGAUGCCGCAGGUUAUGAGCGCCCAGAUGCGUUCGUCAACCAUGGACAGACCCUCAGCAAAUUCUAUAGCGUAG
Trypanosoma conorhini is the source of this 1104-nucleotide messenger RNA. RefSeq lists its product as uncharacterized. Bases 1 to 1104 code for a protein of 367 amino acids. Lineage: Eukaryota; Euglenozoa; Kinetoplastea; Trypanosomatida; Trypanosomatidae. The record is from RefSeq and is a predicted model, not a curated record. The transcript has a single exon.